Neurospora crassa OR74A is the source of this 1875-nucleotide messenger RNA. RefSeq names its product phosphoadenosine phosphosulfate reductase. Gene Ontology annotation, molecular function: phosphoadenylyl-sulfate reductase (thioredoxin) activity. The transcript has a single exon. Lineage: Eukaryota; Fungi; Ascomycota; Sordariomycetes; Sordariales; Sordariaceae. The record is from RefSeq and is a predicted model, not a curated record. Gene Ontology annotation, cellular component: cytoplasm. The coding region runs from base 294 to 1490 and encodes 398 amino acids.
CCCGGUCUGGCACCGUUCUUCGGCCAUCAUGGGUCCAGUCAAUGUACCCUGGAGGGUGUACGGCCAAUGCUGACCCGUUCUCUGCAGUCCUAGGUGUGGAUGGUGUGCUCAAUGCCCGGCGUCAAAGUCCAGCAGAUGCGUUGACUUGCGGAAUUACUAAUGAUUCUGGCUUGGUCAUGAUUUCCUCUGUGCCCCAGAUUUGCAAGAGUUGAAAUCGGAACCGCAAAGAACCCCAGACUCCUCCUCUUUCUUCUCGGAUUCCACAAGAUACCAUAAAUUCCAGCCCCAGUUCCAUGCUUGUCCAUCGAGCCCAUCUUAUCCCCGGAUUCUCUUAUAAGCCACUCUGCUCCCAUUUUCCGAAGCGUGGUUUGCUUGGUCUUGUUUCCAUAUCCUGCGAUUCUUGGCUCCGUGAUCUAUCGUACCGUCCAUCAAGGUCGUCGUCGGUCGUUGUCCGAAAGUGGUCGUCUCACACAUACACUGUCACCACUCAUCCAUCCACAACAGACACAUCACCAAGCCUCAUCCAUCCAUCCAUCCAUCCAUCCAUCUUCAACAUGGCCUCCGAGCAAAACUCCCAGACCUCCACCAGGGCCUCGUCCCCCAAGCUUGACGGCAAGUUUGACGACAACGCCUCCGUCGACUCCGGCUUCGCUUCCGCCAACUCCUCCACCGCCAACCUUCCCUUGAUUUCUCUCACCAAGCCUCAUCUCGACCACCUAAACAAACAGCUCGAGAACAUGGAGGCCCUGGACAUCCUCCGCUUCUGCAAGAUUCUCUUCCCCAACCUCUUCCAGACCACGGCCUUCGGCCUGACCGGCCUCGUCACGCUCGACAUGCUCUCCAAGCUGGCCAAGGAGUCACCCGACGCGGCCCCCGUCGACCUGAUCUUCCUCGACACGCUCUACCACUUCAAGGAAACUUAUGCUCUUGUCGACCGCGUGCAGGAGCGCUACCCCAACAUCCGGCUGCACGUCUUCAAGCCGGCCGACGUGUCCAACGUCGACGAGUUUGAGGCCCUCUACGGCGAGAAGUUGUACGAAACCUCCGAAGAACUAUACGAUUGGAUCGCCAAGGUGGAGCCGCAGAACCGCGCCUACCAGGAACUCAAGGUGGCUGCCGUGUUCACAGGCCGCCGCCGCUCCCAGGGAGGUGCACGCGGCUCCAUUCCCGUCAUUGAGCUGGAUGAGGAGCGUGGCAUCGUCAAGAUCAACCCGCUCGUCAACUGGAGCUUCCAGCAGGUCAAGGCCUACAUUGAUGAGCACCAAGUGCCUUACAACGAGCUGCUCGAUAAGGGGUACAAGUCCAUUGGUGAUUGGCACUCGACUAGCCCCGUCGCCGCGGGCGAGGACGAGCGUGCUGGGCGCUGGAAGGGCAAGAACAAGACGGAGUGCGGAAUCCACAACAAGCAGAGCAGGUAUGCCCAGUUUCUGGCGGAGAACGCGAGGAAGCAGGCAAAGGGUGCUGCUCCGGUCGAGACGGUUCAGGCUUGAAAGAAGAAAAGGAGGUAAAAGAUAAUUAGGGGGGUGGCUGGAUGGGAGGAUGGGCUUCGUAUCUCUCGUUGACGUGGGAGACUUUUGGGCCUCGAUUGGCAUCUGUUGAUCAAGGCGUCGUCUUUUUUUUCUUAUUUUCUUCUUUUUUUUCAUGUUCGCCCUUGGGUGCGUUGAUGGAUGAUCACUUCAUUGUGAGUGGAAAACAUUCAAGUAUUUGUUAGCAUUGUGGCGUUUCAAAAUGGGCAUUCGGGCAGGCGUUUGUGGGCAGGGGGACAAUAUAUACAUCAGCGACUCCUGAAAGUAGUCGGCCGCACUGAGUUGCAUUAGGUACGAUCGUCCUGGAAUUUAGAGACAAAUAGCAUCGUUAUAGACACAUUUUUGCUCA